This is a messenger RNA of Cottoperca gobio, 863 nucleotides long. RefSeq names its product myosin light chain 4. The transcript has a single exon. Gene Ontology annotation, molecular function: calcium ion binding. The coding region runs from base 28 to 636 and encodes 202 amino acids. Gene Ontology annotation, cellular component: myosin II complex. Lineage: Eukaryota; Metazoa; Chordata; Actinopteri; Perciformes; Bovichtidae. The record is from RefSeq and is a predicted model, not a curated record.
CAGCUCAUCUCUGAACACCUUAACAACAUGGCACCAAAGAAGAUUGAACCAAAGAAACCCGACCCCAAAAAGCCAGAGCCUAAGAAAGAUGCUGCUCCGGCUGCUAAGCCAAUUCAACCUCCACAGCCACUGCCUGAGACGCCCAAGGAACCUCCGUUCGAUCCCAAAAGCAUCACUCUUGAAUACACCAGUGACCAGAUUGAAGAGUUCAAGGAGGCCUUCACCUUGUUCGACCGCACAGCAACUGGAGAAAUGAAAAUCACAUUUGGCCAGUGUGGAGACGUGAUGCGAGCUCUGGGCCAGAACCCUACCAAUGCAGAUGUGCUCAAAGUGCUUGGAAAGCCACGGCCAGAGGACAUGAGCACUAAAAUGGUGGAUUUUGAGACCUUCUUGCCAAUGCUGCAACAUAUCUCCCGUGCAAAAGAUCAAGGCAACUUUGAGGAUUUUGUGGAGGGGCUCAGGGUUUUUGACAAGGAAGGCAAUGGCACCAUCAUGGGAGCAGAGCUGCGUCAUGUGCUGGCGACACUGGGAGAGAGGAUGACAGAAGACGAGGUGGACAGACUGAUGGCCGGACAGGAAGAUACCAAUGGGUGUAUCAACUAUGCCUCCUUUGUAAAGCAUAUUCUCUCUGGAUGAAAGUGACAUUUAACCAUAAGGACUUUACUUAUGUUUUCUCCACUUUCUCUAUCCUUGCUAAACCUUUUUGUCCAUUUAGAGGUGAGCAUGUCACUUAGUCCGUGACAUUAUUUUGCUGUCAAGAGCAUCAGUUUAUGUUCAAUGAGAAAAUGUUGGCCGCAAAACCUAUGAUAAGUUAUUUUUAAUAAACACUCUGAAGUAUAAUGAAAUGCCAGUGAGAUAAUAUG